Phaethon lepturus (White-tailed tropicbird) is the source of this 1434-nucleotide messenger RNA. It is a transcript of the gene COL21A1, whose product is annotated as collagen, type XXI, alpha 1. Lineage: Eukaryota; Metazoa; Chordata; Aves; Phaethontiformes; Phaethontidae. The annotation marks the transcript as partial. The record is from RefSeq and is a predicted model, not a curated record. The transcript is spliced from 9 exons.
AUGGCACAGAUCAUAACAUUUUUUCAGAUGCUAUUAAUUCUGCUACUUCAUGAUUACAUCUCAGCUGAAGAUGGGGAAACAAGAGCAAGUUGCAGAACUGCUCCGGCAGAUUUAGUUUUUAUCUUAGAUGGCUCUUACAGUGUUGGCCCAGAAAACUUUGAAAUAAUCAAAAGCUGGCUUGUCAAUAUUACAAGAAAUUUUGACAUAGGGCCAAAAUUUAUUCAAGUCGGAGUUGUCCAGUACAGCGAUUACCCUGUACUUGAAAUUCCCCUCGGAACUCAUGAAUCCACUGAGAACCUCAUCAGGGAAAUGGAGUCCAUACACUACUUGGGAGGAAAUACGAGAACGGGAAGAGCUAUUCAGUUUGCCUUUGACCAUCUUUUUGCAAAAUCUUCAAGAUUUUUAACAAAAAUAGCAGUGGUUCUCACUGAUGGAAAGUCCCAAGAUGAAGUCAAAGACGUAGCAGCAGAAGCAAGGAAAAAUAAAAUCACUUUGUUUGCUAUUGGUGUUGGCUCAGAAAUUGAGGAGGAUGAACUUAAAGCUAUUGCCAACAAGCCCUCGUCAACUUACGUAUUUUAUGUUGAAGAUUAUAUUGCAAUAUCAAGAAUUAAAGAAGUUAUAAAGCAGAAACUCUGUGAAGAAUCUGUUUGUCCGACAAGAAUUCCAGUGGCAGCUCGAGAUGAAAAAGGAUUUGACAUUCUUCUAGGAUUAGGUGUGAAGAAAAAGGUUAAAAAGAGAAUUCAAAUACCAACCACUAAUGCAAAAGCUUAUGAAGUAACCUCACGUGUUGACCUGUCAGAAUUGACAAGGAAUGUGUUUCCAGAAGGUCUGCCUCCAUCCUAUGUGUUUGUUUCCACUCAAAGAUUUAAAGUAAAAAAGACGUGGGAUUUGUGGAGAAUUCUAAGUCUGGAUAAGAGACCACAGAUAGCAGUCACUAUUAAUGGAGAAGAAAAAACAUUAUCAUUCACUACUACAAGUUUAAUGAAUGGCACACAAGUUAUUACUUUUGCUGCACCUCGUGUAAAGACGUUGUUUGAUGAAGGCUGGCAUCAAAUUCGUCUCUUAGUAACAGAAGACUUUGUAACUUUGUAUAUAGAUGACCAAGAAAUUGAAAUUAAGCCAUUACAUCCUGUUUUAGGCAUUUACAUCAGUGGCCUAACCCAAAUAGGAAAAUAUUCUGGAAAGGAGGAAACUGUACAGUUUGAUAUACAAAAAUUGCGAAUCUACUGUGACCCAGAGCAAAAUAAUCGAGAAACAGUCUGUGAGAUCCCAGGAUUUAAUGGAGAGUGCAUGAAUGGUCCUAGUGAUGUAGGCUCAACACCUGCUCCCUGUAUAUGCCCACCAGGACAGCAAGGACCUCCAGGCCCAAAAGGUGAGCCUGGGCAGCCUGGGAAUCAUGGUUAUCCCGGUCAGCCUGGUCCAGAUGGUAAGCCU